Messenger RNA from Trypanosoma theileri, 783 nucleotides. RefSeq names its product pre-mRNA-splicing factor ISY1. The coding region runs from base 1 to 783 and encodes 260 amino acids. NCBI's taxonomy places the organism in Eukaryota, Euglenozoa, Kinetoplastea, Trypanosomatida, Trypanosomatidae. The record is from RefSeq and is a predicted model, not a curated record. The transcript has a single exon. Gene Ontology annotation, cellular component: post-mRNA release spliceosomal complex; catalytic step 2 spliceosome; post-spliceosomal complex. Gene Ontology annotation, biological process: mRNA 3'-splice site recognition; generation of catalytic spliceosome for second transesterification step.
AUGCAGGAUUAUUUACGGGAGAUAGAGGGAACAUUAUCGAGAACAAAUGAGAGAAAAGGCACUUUGCUUUACAAGUUGGCAAAACGCAAGGCUGAAGAAGAACGUCUUUCACGUCUGGGUGUUAGCAGCAUUCCAUCUAAUCCUCUAGAGGUCACAGAUGUCAAUGUAGUAAAAUAUGCACUUUUUAGAUUAAAGCAAGAAAUUGGCGAUAAAAUUGCCCAAAUGCGAAAUACUCAAUUGCUUAGCAUUGAAACUCAUGGAGAAGUAGUAAUUCGUGCCAAAAAUGACGAUAUAAAUAAUAUUAUUACUAAAAAAAACCUAUGGGAAAAACGUUUAGCAUUUCUUAGUGGGAAAGAUUAUAAAAUGCCACAUUCUAAAAAAAUCUAUUUUGGCUGUGCAAAGGGACUUGUAGAAGCUCAAAAAGCAACUACUCAAAAUAGUAAAGAAGUUACUGAGGAUAACUUAGAUGAGCUUGAAUCAAAUUCUAUCUCCUCUGAAUUUUCCGGAGAUGAAGGACCUCAGUCAAGCAACGAAUACCUUGAGCGACUAGCUGCGUUUGACUCGGAAGGUUCUCUUCGUGAUGUUGAAAUGGCUGCCGAACGCAAGUUACGUCUAGAAUUUGCGCAGGAAGAUGGUGGUGCUCCUUUUAAAAGGGCUCGUAAUGAUGAUACUGAUGAUUACAUUGUAGAUAUCCAAUUGCCUUCAGAGGAGGAGUUUCAUCGAAAGAUUAUUGAUGCGAAAAAGGAAAUGCUACAAAAGCGUCUUGAAUCCCUGAAAAGAUAA